AUGGACACUGCACCGGCGACGACAAUCUCACAGAUGCCGACCCCAGUACUGCAAACCGAAACACAUCGCUUCCCCAUACAGCCUCUUCACCGCUUCAAGGGUGCGUCCGCCAGAAUAAAGCGGCCGCAAGAGGUCGCCAACUUCUCAUUCGACGACGAGCACAAAUAUGUCUAUGACGACUCGGGCAUCAACUACUAUGUCCCUCCACCAAUGGGUGCGGAUCUGAAGGAAGGCUUCGAAACGUUCAGGCACCAUGAGGAUAAGGAAGAUGCGCAUCUAGAUGCCCUGUUAAAGGCGCUGGUGGACAAGGAAAAGAAGGACGGACAUGCUGCGCGAGCAAAGGCCGACUUUGUCACUUGGAGAGGCAUGAUGACCAAGACUAUCAAGAUUAUGACCGCGCCCUUCGACAACUUCGCUGAAUUCGGCAUGUUCGCAACACUGCACGACGGCACAAUGUACAUCGAAGAAGACUUCCCAUCUCGAGCCGCUGAACGCGCCGCAGAAGGCUCCCAGCCACCACCACGAUACCAACACCCCGACCAACAGUCACGGGAGAUGAUGACAUACUGGGGCUACAAGUUCGAGACCCUCGCCCUAAUACCCACACCACCAUCAACCACCUCUCCCGCCGAAAUCGAAAAGCACCAACGAAGCAUCGUAUCAAACCACGCCCAACACUGCUCCAUCGUCAACACCUCCUUCGGCCCCCACAGCCUCAUCCUCGGCGGCGAAGUAGACGGCCUCCUCGCCCCCAAGCCCUCCGACCCUGACGCCCCAAUCCAAUGGGUCGAGCUCAAAACCUCCGAAGAACUCCCACCCCCAGCACGCCAACAGCACCGCGACAUCCUCAAAUUCGAGCGCAAAUUGCUCAAGUUCUGGGCGCAGUCGUUCCUGCUCGGCGUGCCCAAGAUCGUCGUCGGAUUCAGAAGUAAGGCGGGCAUAUUGAGGGGCGUGCAGACGUUCAACACCACCGAACUCCCGGGUAUGGUCCGCAGAGGCACGAAUUGCUGGGAUGGCAAUGUGUGUAUCAAUUUCGCUACAGAGUUUUUGGGGUGGUUGAAGGAGACGGUGGUGGAGGAGGGGGUUUACAGUAUUGUGUUGAGGAAGAAGAGUGGGGUCGUGGAGGUUAAGAGAGUGAAGGAGGGGACGGGCGGGAUUGUGAGUGAGGAGUUUUUGGCGUGGAGGAGAAGAGAUGGGGGUGGGGAUGAUGAGAAGAAAGUGGAUGCCGAGACUGUGACGACGGGAGAGGCGAAGACUGAUGGGGGAGGUGGUGCUCCGUCUUAG
Molecule: messenger RNA, 1284 nt
Organism: Parastagonospora nodorum SN15
Lineage: Eukaryota; Fungi; Ascomycota; Dothideomycetes; Pleosporales; Phaeosphaeriaceae
Exons: 3
Coding region: 1-1284 (427 amino acids)
Biological process (GO): NAD-cap decapping; nuclear-transcribed mRNA catabolic process
Cellular component (GO): cytosol; nucleus
Molecular function (GO): mRNA 5'-diphosphatase activity
Source: RefSeq, a predicted model, not a curated record